Molecule: messenger RNA, 225 nt
Organism: Didymodactylos carnosus
Lineage: Eukaryota; Metazoa; Rotifera; Eurotatoria; Philodinida; Philodinidae
Source: the annotation of a GenBank genome assembly
AUGAUAAAUCACCAUCGCUUAUUCAGUGAUUUAUGGCGUUUAUGUUAUUUAUUUAAUUGUUUAACAAAAUUUCAAAUUAUUAACAAUGGUACAAUAAAUAAUCAACAACAAACACAAGAUUAUAUUAAAGAAUUAAAACAUUCAUUAUCAAAUAAUACAUUUAUUGUUGAUGAAAAAUGUCAAAAUGAAAAAUUAUUACCAAUUAAUGAAAAAGAAAAUGUAUAA